AUGACCACUCUUCGGGUUCUGCUGCACGUCGCUGCUCAGCGUGACUACGAGCUCCACUGCCUUGACUUCAGCACUGCGUUCCUACAAGUCACCCUGCACGAGGAGAUCUGGCUGCGCCGCCCACCUAGCUUCACUGGGUCGUUCCCUCCUGGUACCCAGUGGAGCCUCCGGCGGCCAGUCUACGGUCUCCGCCAGGCACCCCGUGAGUGGCACGACACACUCAGGACGACUCUUGCUGCUCUUGGGUUUGCUCCUUCUACUGCUGACCCGUCGCUGUUUCUGCGCACCGACACUUCUUUGCCGCCGUUCUACGUUCUCGUGUACGUAGACGACUUGGUCUUUGCUACUGCUGACGCUGAGGCACUCGCCCACGUGAAGUCGGAGCUGCAGAAGAGACACACGUGCACAGACCUGGGUGAGCUGACAAGCUAUCUUGGCUUGCGGAUCACCCGGGACAGAGCACAGUGCACCAUCACCUUGACUCAGUCACACAUGGUGCAGCAGGUCCUUCAGCGCUUCCGCUUCACGUACUCCUCGCCUCAGCCCACUCCUCUGCCUACCGGUCACUCGCUCUCAGCUCUGCCUUCGGAUGAGUCCGUAGAGCCGAGUGGCCCCUCCAGUUGUGAGGCUGAGAUCUACGCCACAGCCAUGGCUGCCCAGGAGCUACGCUGGCUCACCUACCUGCUGACCGACCUUGGAGAGCGGCCUCGUUCUCCUCCAGUGCUGUACGUCGACAACAAGGCAGCCAUUGCCUUGUGUCAGGAGCACAGACUGGAGCACAGAACGAAGCACAUCGCUCUGCGCUACUUCCUUGCUCGAGAGCUGCAGCAGCGUGGUUAG
Molecule: messenger RNA, 840 nt
Organism: Closterium sp. Naga37s-1
Lineage: Eukaryota; Viridiplantae; Streptophyta; Zygnematophyceae; Desmidiales; Closteriaceae
Source: the annotation of a GenBank genome assembly